This is a messenger RNA of Triticum urartu, 3263 nucleotides long. The record is from RefSeq and is a predicted model, not a curated record. NCBI's taxonomy places the organism in Eukaryota, Viridiplantae, Streptophyta, Magnoliopsida, Poales, Poaceae.
CAUGCCGUGGUGCAGGAUGUUGUGGUGUCUGAAGCAUCUGAGGUGUCGGAGCCAGACGUGAAGAGCGAGGAGGUGGUGGUCCAGGACACAACCAAGAUGCAUUCUGCGCAUCAACCAGAGACCAAGGCCGAGGAGGUGCUGGUCCGGGAUACGGACACAAAUGUUGUGGUGUCAGAACUACAAGCAAAGAGUGAGGUGUCAUGGUCUCGUGAGGCAGGUGGUGCGCAUACUACAGAGGCACAAUGUUUCUGCUUGUUUACCAUCCAUCCCCAACAUUUUGAAGCUGCGAUGUCUCAUUACGCGUGGUGUAAAGAGAUGUAUUCAGCAGAUCAACAAGGCGAACAGAGGCAAACUUACCCCGGAGGAACUGAAAGAGAGACAGGGCAAAGCUAUGCAGGACCCUGAAAUGCAGAACAUCCUGACGGACCCUGUGAUGCGGCAGGUGUUGAUUGAUUUCCAGGAGAAUCCAAGGGCUGCCUAGGAUGGCUCGGGAGCACGAACGCAACGGCGGACGCGAUUGGGCAUCGUUGGGUUCAGUGAUUGGAGACGUGGCCAUUCAUCCCCGACGGAUCUAUGCUGCCACAGCCUGAGAAAGCGUAUAGAAGGGAGGGUACGGACGAGCACCUAUAGGACAACCCGCCAUCACGACCAGCGAUUGUCCACUCCGACAAUAUCCCUGUGGUCAUAGUCGAAUCCUCCUGUCCUCUCGCGCCGUGUAUAGUCAGACUUAUUUGCAUGCACCAUAGGUUUUAUGAACAUGGAGGUGUAGUCAUCCGAGGUGCAGAAGCUCCAUCACCUAGCUCUACCUCCUCCACUACGCUGACAAGUAAGCUAGGCCCUUCUCAUCUACAUUGCUUCCUCCCUGCCUGUGAUUUAUUACUUCGAGCCUGCUGUUGUUUUAUCAUAUAUACAGACCUAUCUAUGUUUAAGUGUGACCAUUAGCUUAUGGAACAGGAGAAACAAAGUGUUCUUUAGCAGAUGCAAACCUUUCCAUGCUAGAAUUGGACCAAGAAUUACUUGUGUUGCCUGUUUGGUAUGUAUAAACAUAAUUUUCUUGGAUGUCAUAGAAAAAUCAUGCUAUAGCAUAAUUUUUAAUAUUUGUAACUUGGAAUAAGAUCAUGAAAGUAAUAGAGCGCUUCUUGAAUGCAUGGAAACAAAAAAAGGAUAUCUCAGAGUCCAUAUGUCAUAUAUUCUGAAACUAGUGCACAUGGAUAUGUAUAUUCUUGGUUAGUUUUUGUUCUGUUUCUGUUGUAUAUGCUCUAAGAGUCUAAAAGAAGAUGGGGUAGCGCUACUUGAUUUCCUGUAAAAUUUCAGUAACAGUUAAGCAAUAGUGACCAUUGAGUCAAAGCUCAUGUCGAUGGUCUAUUAUUGACUGUUGCACUUAUAUAGAGUGCACCCAUAUAAUAUCUGCUGGUUUAUCUGACUUAUUUGAUCUAUAUGUUGUUUUUACGAGCAACAUGAAGAUAAAAACAAUCUCAAUUAAGUUCACACAAUUAUAUAAUUUUGGUUUGCUGAAAGGUAAUGCCAUGUCAUUUCAAUACUACUUAUCUGGUUUGCGUCUGUUAUUUACUGGUCUGUCUUAAAUAAGGAACUAAACUUUUGUGUUGAUUUACUUUUUGAGGACAUUUAGUUAAUGAUUUUCCUUAUGAUCCUUCUCCUUACCAUAAAUUCAACUAAUUUAAGUUUCAUCUUCCAAAGUUGUAUAUACCCCAAAAAGUACCUAGCGAAAAGAAAAUCAGAGAGAUAGACAUUUGAAAAUCAAACCUUUCUGGAAAAAAUUCCAUGUCGACAGUAGGCUUCAUAUAAAUGCAAUAAAUCCAUUAGCUGAUGCGUCCUAUCAUUAGCUCUUAUCAAUAAUUCUAUUAAAUUUUGAAGCUGACCUGUCCGCCCCUUGGCUUUGGUUGCCACAACAACGGAUUGCUUGGAAUACUAAUAGGAUGGCUUGGGAUUUGGGAGUACGAUUCCCAAACGUGUUACUAUCAUAUUUGGCUUGCAUUGGUUGUGCAGGAGGAAGAUGUUGGUUGAUUGGAGUCCCUCGGAGCCUAGCAGUGCUGCUCAGCCCUAUGCAUUCCAUUGGUCGCCUCGGUAGGUAAUUGGGAUCCUCACGCUACCAAUUUGGUCAUCCCUGGGAAACAUCAAGGAGAUGAUGAGACUGCAUCUUGAGAAGAGGCAUUAUUUACAACUCAGUAUUAUGUCAUGCAUGGAAGAAGCACUCGAUCUUAUUACUAACUACUUCCUCUGUACACAAAUAUAGGAUGUUUUAGACUGAACAUAGAAGUCUCUAAAACCUCUUAUAUUAGUGUACAGACGGAGUAAUAACAUGUAAACAGUGUGUUGCGUUCCUAUUUGAUCGUGGAUUUCAAGCAUACUGCUAACAAAAUGUUGGAGAGCUUGGCAGGUUUCAACUAAUUCAAAACAUACCAAUACUAAAUUUCUAGCCUUCAUAUUGCCAUGUAUAUCCCAUAUAAAUUUCUAAUGUUUAUGAUUAGUAUAACUACAUUUAGCAGUUGUUGCGAGCGAAAAACAAUUCGGUAGAGCAAAUUAGUUGUUGUUGGACUCAAAACAGUAGGCGCCAAUUUGCUUUUGUGCAGUGGGUGGGGAGAAAUUAUAUAUGGUAGAAGCCAACCUGGUCGUUUAUGUUAUUUGUUGGAUGACAUUAUUUAUCUGUUUGGUUACUUGUGCAGAACUUUAUUUGAUUGCUGAAAUUGAGCUUGCAUUAGCAGUUUUUCUUUUUGAAUGUAGUCCCGGUAAUUCUUUCAGUUGGGAGAUUAAACCCUAAAUGAGUUAUUAUAUUCUUCAGUGAUUGUUGCUUGACUUUCGCUAGAGAUUUUUUUCACAAGAAAUGGGUGUUUAAAUGAAGGAUUCCAUUCCCCACUUUAAUAAUAUUUGAGGGACUAUAUAUAUUCAUGGUAUAUAUCAAUAUCAUAGAACAUGUUAUAUAUUUUUUGUAUAUAUGGAGAUACUAUUUUCUAUACACAUAGUGGUACUACUGGAGAAAAAGAGUGGUGAAUGCUACAUAUGUAGAGCAAUUGUAAUUUUACCUGAGAAUUGCUUUUCUAUUUAAACAUGAAAUCUGAUUGUUGACAAAAAAUUCUACAAACCCCUUAAUUUAUGGUACACUAAUUUUCCUGCCUGUUAUUUGGUAGGGAUGAGGUGUUCAAGUGUCAAUACUAGAUGUAAGUACUACAAACUACCAAGAUAGCACAUUUUCUGAAUAAAAAGUACAUGUUAUAAUACAUGAAUAAAAGUGUCAUCAUUUCAAA